AUGAUUGAAACAGCUACAUACAAGACCAAAAGCCAGGCCAAGAAUUUAACGGCUCAUCAAAUGUUAGAGAAAUUAGAAUCCAUGGAAUUUCACGGAUCAAUGACUCCUGUACUAAACCGAAACGAUCCAAUAAAGAUUUUGGAGAAUAUUGAAAUUAAUAAAUCUCAAGUACAACUUUCAAAAAAAGCGACAACUGAUAUAGUAUGUAAUUUUUAUUAGUAUAUAUACCCUUAUAAUACACAAAAAGGCUCUCUAACAUGUUAAAAAUUUGCUGUAAUAUUGCAAUAACAUACAUCUUAAAAAUGAAAUACGGGAUAAGAGAUUAAAAGUCUCCUCUCAAAUGACUGUAAUUGAAUAAAUUAAAUUUCUAAUACUACAAAAUUGACCAAUGCAAUAAAAUUUCUUUUUAAUAAAUUCUUUAAUGUUAUAUAUAAGAGUUACUUUUUAAAAAUCAUUUUUCUUAUUUUGAAAGUUUUAUUAAAGUUAAAUCGUAAUUUUUAAUCAUAUUUAAUAUUCUUCCAAUUUUUAAUUUAAUUUAAGUUUCUAAUUCAAGGUUUUUUUCUGUUUUUCAUAUGCAUUUUUGUGGGUUUCUAUUAAAUUCUAAAUCUGGCUUCGAGUUACAUCUGAUGAUAAAACCAAAUUAAUAAGUUCUACAUUAAACUACAUUGUAAAAUUUGACACUUAUAUUGUACAGUUAUUAUCGCUUCAGGGUUUGAAAAUCAUAAUUAUGCAUUGGUAUUGAAAUAGACUAAAAAAAGGGUUAUAAUUAUAAUUUUUUAUGUUCCCAACAUAAUAUGUACAUUUUUACCUAAAUAAUAUCAUUGGUUAUGAAUAAAAUGAUAAUAUUUUUAAAAAUAAAAAUUGACCAAUGCAAUAAAAUUUCUCCCUAAUAAAUUCUUUUAUGUUAUAUAAAAGAGUUACUUUUAAAAUCAUAUUUGUAGUUUAGAAAUUUUUAUUUCAAUCNUUAUUAAAGUUAAAUCGUAAUUUUUAAUCAUAUUUAAUAUUCUUCCAAUUUUUAAUUUAAUUUAUGGUUUUAUUCUGUUUUUCAUGUGCAUUUUUGUGGGUUUCUAUUAAAUUCUAAAUCUGGCUUCGAGUUACAUCUGAUGAUAAAACCAAAUUAAUAAGUUCUACAUUAAACUACAUUGUAAAAUUUGACACUUAUAUUGUACAGUUAUUAUCGCUUCAGGGUUUGAAAAUCAUAAUUAUGCAUUGGUAUUGAAAUAGACUAAAAAAAGGGUUAUAAUUAUAAUUUUUUAUGUUCCCAACAUAAUAUGUACAUUUUUACCUAAAUAAUAUCAUUGGUUAUGAAUAAAAUGAUAAUAUUUUCAAAAAUAAAAAAAUAAUUUUAUAUCCAAUUUCAAUAUUAGAAAUUUAAGCACUUUUUUUUAAUUUAAAGUGUCCUAUUUUGUAUUAUAGGAAAUGGAUAACCAAGCAGGAAUUGAUUUACACGAUGGAUGUGUGCAUAUCAGUUCAUUCCAAAAGACUCCAGCAUCCAUGAUUCAGGAAUUUGCUACCAGAAGGAAUAUCCCUUGUAAAUUUGACCUCAUAGACAAUAAUGAUCCAUCAUCAAACAAUGUAUUUAAGUAUAGAUUAACAUUAGGUGACGAUCAAACUGUAGGUGAUGGAACUUCAAAAAAAAGUGCUAAACAUCAAGUAGCUUUAAAUAUGCUUAACGUUUUAAAGCAACAUAAUCCCCGUAUUUUUGAAACUGAAUUUAAGCAAAUUGAUUUUGGAAACCAAGUUGAUAUUUGUAACAAUAUUAAAGUAAACGUUGUUGGCAGUUUAUCCAAUUUAUGUGUCAUUAACAAUCUUGGAAAACCAGUUUAUGAGCUAGUACGGGAAGAAGGAAAGCCACACACUAAAUUGUAUACGUUUAGUUGUCAAGUAGCUCAAAUGGUUGAAACAGCUACAUACAAGACCAAAAGACAGGCCAAGAAUUUAGCUGCUUUUCAAAUGCUGAGAAAAAUAGAAUCCAUGGAAUUUACUUUAGUUUAA
Cinara cedri is the source of this 1995-nucleotide messenger RNA. The record is from the annotation of a GenBank genome assembly. Lineage: Eukaryota; Metazoa; Arthropoda; Insecta; Hemiptera; Aphididae.